AUGUCCUCACCGUCGCCCUCGUCGUCAACCUCCUCCUCGUCCUCUCGUAGGGAUCGAUCGGUCGUCGGCUUGUCCCGCAACCGCGUGACCUUUUAUGCCAGGCAGGGCACCGGAGGUCGCAUCUCUAUGUACAGGGAGAUCCAGUCGCAUCAAUGGCGGUCACCGGCCGUCAGGAUCAUGGCCUACGUGACGGGCGCGCCGCGCAAUGCGACCAUCGUCAAAAAGAAGACACGGGUUCAUCCAGGCACAUGGGAGCCAGUAGACGGCCUGGCCGACUUCCACAGUCGCCUCUUCUGGAUAACUGUUUACGAGGAAGACGACCUUAUGCCAGCAGAUCUGGCUGAUGAUAUACCACGGCCGCAGGUGCAUUACGGAGAAUACGGAACGCAUGAGCCAGCUCCAGCGGGCGGUCGUGUUCAGCAGCCAGCGACGCAGAACGGAUUGGCAAGGGACACCAGUUAUACGGAAGGCGGCUUCAACGAGCAGCCAAAUGGCCCGGCAAUACAAAUCAUUGCCCCGACCCCGGAAGCCAACAAUAUACAGCCCGGAAUUGACAGGAGCCCGCCCGCUUUCGACCUUUUGGGUGCAGGCUUAUACAGGUCUUGA
Messenger RNA from Purpureocillium takamizusanense, 606 nucleotides. RefSeq lists its product as uncharacterized. NCBI's taxonomy places the organism in Eukaryota, Fungi, Ascomycota, Sordariomycetes, Hypocreales, Ophiocordycipitaceae. The coding region runs from base 1 to 606 and encodes 201 amino acids. The record is from RefSeq and is a predicted model, not a curated record. The transcript has a single exon.